Molecule: messenger RNA, 2900 nt
Organism: Phaeodactylum tricornutum CCAP 1055/1
Lineage: Eukaryota; Bacillariophyta; Bacillariophyceae; Surirellales; Neidiaceae
Exons: 3
Coding region: 1-2781 (926 amino acids)
Biological process (GO): phosphatidylinositol metabolic process
Molecular function (GO): phosphatidylinositol kinase activity
Source: RefSeq, a predicted model, not a curated record
AUGACCGAUCCCCACGGCUUUGCUGUAGCUACCGACACCGCAGCAAUAACAGCAGUAUUAGCAGUACCGGCAGCAACAACUACCGAAAAAACCGACACUUUACAAUUAAACGUAGACUCAGCCACCAACACCACAACGUGUCGAAAGCCGCAUCGUGACGGUAAAGACGACGAGAACGAUGACAAGCACGUCGAUUUUAUCGUUGCUUCCGUCGACUCGCCGACGAUGGACUUGUCACAUAUUCCGAAUCACGCGGCGCGGGUCGCGCACGGUAGGACUGCCACUGCUGGAGCACGUAUACACCACGGAGGCCAUUCCGAUCAGUUCUCGCACACCAACAGCGAAGGAGGACAGUCGUACCAAAUUAUGGAGUACGAUUUGGCCGACAACGAACACGGUUUCGGUCGACACGUUUACGACUACAGCGACAAAGCCGACGAACACAGUGGCACCGACGAAGACGACGAUUUCGUCAAUAAUCCCAUGCUAUUGGCGGCGACGGAACCGCAAAUUGAGGACAACACACCCGCAGCCGCUGCACUACGGGCCAACGCCAACGUUAAGGUAUCCACCGUUGGCAAGGCCGCUCGUGCCGUACACAUGCAGUCGGUGCGCAAACUCAUCAAACGAGCUACCGGUACAACCCACAGUGGAUUCGUACGUGGAAAACCGCCCCGCUUGCCACCGGAUGUUCAGGAGGAAGAGCAGUCACAAGGUGAGGAAGUAUCGCUGGAAGCCCACGAGCAACAUAAUCGUCGAGCAAUACACGGAUCCUCCGCACUACAUCCACCGUUUCACCAUCCGCAACCACUACAACCACAUCCACACGCACAUAGUCUCGCACACCCUCCACUUCCAACACAAGCACCACAAGCCAUUCCACCGACAUCACUGGAAUCGACAGUCGUCCUGGGCGUCAGGGUACAACCACAUGAUGUGGACAGUGCCGAUGUCAUGCCGGAUGCCGUGGUAAAAGGGACCGUCGAAGCAGGGAAAAAAGUGCUGGUCUCCGUGGAUCCCCACGACAUGCUCAAAUUCUUGCGAUGGCGGCGCAAGAAAAAAGCCCACGGACAGCAACCUCCAGUUGCCAAGUCCUACGUAAAGGGCAAGGUCAUCGACGGAGAACACGAACUUUAUACACUGUCGAUUGCCGUAAUGAUUGGAGUUAGGACGUCUAUUUCCUCCACGAACGCUGUGAUUAACGGUACCACGGCACCACAAAAUCAGCUAUUUCCGGAUGCCACCGCAUCGCAGCCCAGUAAACGAUGGGUCCAAUCAACCGAUUUCAGCGCAUCCGAGAAGUACGAAUUUCGUCCCAAAGGUGGCGCCACCCCACCGCAUAGACUGGCGCAUACCUUCAAAUUCAAAGACUACUCGCCCAUCGUAUUUGCCUACUUGCGACGCAUGUACGGUGUCAACGAAUUCGAUUUCUUACUAUCCGUAUGCGGCAACGCCAAUUUUAUCGAAUUCAUUUCCAACGCCAAAUCUGGACAAUUCUUUUUCUAUUCUAGUGACGGAAAAUACAUGAUCAAGACUAUGACCAAUGCCGAAAGCAAAUUUUUGCGGAGAAUCCUCCCAAGUUAUUUUCGACACUGCUGCGAGAAUCCCAAUACUCUCAUUACGCGUUUUUUUGGAAUGUACCGCGUCAAAUUGUAUCAUUUGCGACGAAACGUCAAGUUUGUCAUUAUGAACUCGGUAUAUUACACGGACAAGUAUUUGCAAAAUUUUUACGACUUGAAAGGUUCCGUAGUCGGUCGAAACGCCAAACCUGGGCAAGCGGUCAAAAAGGACAACGAUUUGCGCCAGGGACUACCGGAGUCUGCCUUGUCGUUGCGACCGCCGGUGCGAACCCACAUGCGCGACCAAAUUUCCGCUGAUUGUGAGUUUUUGCGGCAGAUGGAAAUUAUGGAUUACUCUAUGUUGGUAGGAGUUCAUCACGUGCCACCGGUGGAAGAUCACAGUCUCGCCACGAUUGGGUUUCGUGCGAGCGCACGGACGUCGGCCCAGCGCAUGCGCAAGGGAUCCUUGGAAAUGGAUUCCGGUUGGAAACCGCUGCCGCAGGACCCGGUCACGAAUGGCGCCUUGGUAGACGGGAGCGGCUCGGAAGAAAAAAUCACCGAUUUUUCGGUUGUUUCUGAUCGUCGGUAUAAUCGCAAUGAGUCAUUGGGAGGUUUCUUUUUGGACGAUGGGCUUGAGGACGAUGAAAGCAGCUACUUGAUGGGCAGCAGUAGACGUUUCGAACCGCGUUCGCCUUCAUUCCACGAAGAAACGGAACGAAAACGUCAAGCCACCAUUGAGAAACUAUACUGGCCUUUUCAUCGACUGUUCGAUAUUCAUGGGUAUCGCCUUUUGGAACCCGUACAAUGCACCAAGUGCUUCGCUGCUCCUUGCAACUGCGAUUCCGACGCCUCUCUACUCGAAGGCUACAAGAUCCCCAUAUUCGUCAAGCCUCUGUCCGAACGUAAGGACGGUGGUCUUGAAAUGGAUACGACCGGGCGCCAAUUACCUAUGAAGCUGAAAGGUCCACACGGCGAUCAGCUAUACGAGGGUAAGAUCUUUUACAUGGGAAUCAUCGACGUGUUACAAGAAUAUACUUCUCGGAAACGGGUUGAGUCCAGCUAUCGGGCCUUGACCAGUAGUGGAAAAUUUGAAGCCAGCUGCGUCCCGCCCGACGUUUACGGCGAACGCUUUGUACGAUUCUUUGACGAAUAUACUGUUGGCAUGACACAGUCGAAGGAGGGUACGAAAGGAUCUAUAGAGAAGACUAAGAACACCCCCUGAAAUAAAACAGGCUGAAUCCCGAAUGGCUUUACCUGCGGGCAUUGUGCAAUCAGUCCCGGGGUCGGAUGUAGUAAACUUUGCUAACAAAUGAACAAAAUUAAGGCAAUUUUAUUACAAGG